Carcharodon carcharias (great white shark) is the source of this 7481-nucleotide messenger RNA. It is a transcript of the gene zmiz1a, whose product is annotated as zinc finger, MIZ-type containing 1a. Gene Ontology annotation, molecular function: zinc ion binding; SUMO ligase activity. Gene Ontology annotation, biological process: regulation of transcription by RNA polymerase II; protein sumoylation. The transcript is spliced from 23 exons. Bases 528 to 3776 code for a protein of 1082 amino acids. Lineage: Eukaryota; Metazoa; Chordata; Chondrichthyes; Lamniformes; Lamnidae. The record is from RefSeq and is a predicted model, not a curated record.
GGAGAUCUGGGACACAUUUUGCCACCAGCCGCCAAGCGUGGCCCUUUGGUAAUAGACUAGCCAAUGUAAUUUGACACUUCAACUUGCUCCCCUGUAUGCUAGUUGAUUCACUGACUCACGCACUAACAUUAAGUCGGUCUUUUUUUCUCUCUCUCUCUCUCCCUUUUUUUUUAAACUGGGGACACACGAGGCAGAGAAAUACCGAGGCCUCCGCAAAGGGAUUUCUCAUUCCGGGCUGUUUCAUUCCGUGUACAACUCUCUCCAUCCGGUGAGCACCGAAACAAACGCCGAUGGUGGUGGCUGGUAGACCGAGCCAGUGCGACUAGGGGAGCCGUUAGAUUAGAAGAGAAACCACGGUUUCGGUGUCCUGCAAGGCCCCUCCCUCUUGCUGUCACUCCAGCAACUCGUUGAGUGCCCGCCCGGUGCUGUGCGUUCCUUCGAACUCCCAGCCUGCUUGUGCCCCGUGCCUGCCCCCGAGUGGAAAAGUUUAAUGGCUUUCAGGUAGAGGCCAGGAAGAGACAAUAAAGAUGAACACAGUAACCUCCAUGGACAGACACAUUCAGCAGACGAACGAUCGGCUGCAGUGUAUCAAACAGCAUUUACAGAACCCUGCGAACUUCCAGACUGCUGCCACUGAACUUCUUGACUGGUGUGGUGACCCACGUGCCUUUCAACGCCCUUUCGAGCAGAGUCUGAUGGGCUGCUUGACGGUUGUCAGCAGGGUAGCCGCACAACAAGGUUUUGAUUUGGAUCUCGGAUAUAGGCUGUUGGCUGUAUGUGCUGCAAACAGAGACAAGUUCACUCCAAAAUCAGCAGCUCUCCUGUCGUCGUGGUGCGAGGAUUUAGGACGACUCCUGUUACUUCGCCACCAGAAGAGCCGACAGAACGACACCCCUGGUAAACUGCCCAUGCAGCCACCCAUGAACCCUAUGAACUCCAUGAAACCAACACUCCCUCCUGGGCCUCACAGCGAUGGGUCAUUCACCUAUGACCCUGUCCCUUGGCAGCAAAACACGAGUCAACCACCAGGGUCGUUGUCAGUAGUUACAACUGUUUGGGGAGUCACCAACACAUCACAAAGCCAGGUGCUGGGAAAUCCAAUGGCCAAUGCCAAUAACCCCAUGACUCCAGGAGGCAACCCAAUGGGCUCUGGGAUGUCAGCAAACAAUCCUGGGAUAAACUCGCCUCAGUUUGCCAGUCAGCAACAGCAGUUCUCAGCCGGCAAGGGUGGUUCCAACCAGGCGUACAUGCAGCAAGGCAUGUACGGGCGGCCUAACUACCCUGGAAGUGGCAACUUUGGUAGCAGUUACCCUGGUGGUCCCAAUGCCCCUGGCUCCAUGGGCAUUCCUCCACACAGCAGGCCGCCAACAGAUUUUACCCAGCCAGCUGCCGCAGCGGCAGCAGCAGCAGUUGCAGCUGCUGCAGCAACAGCGACAGCGACAGCGACCGCCACAGUGGCUGCCCUGCAAGAGAAACAGAACCAGGAGAUGAACCAGUAUGGCCCGAUGGGCCCAGCACAAGCUUACAACAAUCAGUUCAUGAGCCAGCAGGGAGCACGGGGCCCAUCAUCCAUGCAGGGCAACAUGAACCCAGGAGGGAUGGGAGGCGGGAUGACUCCGUCCAGCAUGAGUGGGCCACCCAUGCCCAUCAACCAGCCCAGACCACCAGGGAUGAAUCAGGUGUUUGCAUCCCACAGCCAGAGAGUGGCACAGCAGGGGUACCCAGGCCCAAGACCAUCUCAGCCGAUGCCCAUGCAGGGGGUGAAAAGGCCUUAUCCCGGCGAGCCGAGCUAUGGGGCACAGCAGUAUGGACCAAGCAGCCAGUUUGCCAAUCAGCCUGGCCAAUAUCCAACAGGGAACCCCCAAAGGCCCAUCACAUCGCCCAGUUACCCUGGCCAGAGGAUGCCUGGCCAACAGAACACAGGCCAGUACCCACCGCCUCCGGUCAACAUGGCUCAGUACUACAAGGCAGAGCAGUUUAAUGGACAGAACAACAGUUUUGCUGGGAGCGGCUAUACCUACAGUCAAAGUAGUCUGAAUGGGCCUCCAAGGUCUGUGGCAAGCUAUCCUCAUUCGCCUGUACCAGGAAAUCCCACUCCACCCAUGACUCCAGGAAGCAGUAUUCCACCAUACCUGUCUCCCAACCAGGAUGUAAAGCCACCAUUCCCACCUGAUAUCAAGCCCAAUCUCAGCUCCUUGCCACCACCACCUCCAAAUGCUAAAGGGAAAGUUGACACUUUCUCUCCCUCUUUGGUCUCAGCCAACGAUGAGCUCCGGCUGACGUUCCCGGUCCGAGACGGUGUGGUGUUAGAGCCCUUCCGACUAGAGCACAAUCUGGCAGUCAGUAACCAUGUCUUCCACCUGCGGCAGUCAGUGCACCAGACGUUAAUGUGGAGGUCUGACUUGGAGCUUCAGUUUAAAUGUUACCACCAUGAAGACCGGCAGAUGAAUACAAACUGGCCAGCAUCUGUUCAGGUCAGUGUGAAUGCCACACCCCUCACCAUCGAGAGAGGUGACAACAAGACUUCUCACAAGCCUUUGCAUCUGAAGCAUGUUUGCCAGCCAGGAAGGAACACCAUCCAGAUCACAGUCACUGCUUGUUGCUGUUCGCACUUGUUCGUACUUCAGCUGGUGCACAGACCAUCGGUCCGAUCAGUGCUUCAAGGCUUGCUGAAGAAAAGGCUUCUCCCUGCUGAACAUUGCAUCACAAAAAUAAAAAGGAACUUCAGCAGCGUGGCGGCUUCUUCGGGAGGGGCUACAUUAAAUGGAGAAGAUGGAGUGGAGCAGACGGCAAUCAAGGUCUCCCUGAAGUGUCCAAUCACAUUCAGGCGGAUCCAGUUACCAGCAAGAGGCCAUGACUGUAAACAUGUACAGUGUUUUGAUUUGGAAUCGUACUUGCAACUGAAUUGUGAGAGGGGAACAUGGAGGUGUCCUGUUUGCAAUAAAACCGCACUUCUGGAAGGCCUUGAAGUUGACCAGUACAUGUGGAGCAUCCUAUCCAAUAUUCAAAACUCUGAGUUUGAAGAGGUCACCAUUGACCCGACAUGCAGUUGGAGACCAGUUCCACUGAAGUCUGACAUUCACAUCAAAGAUGACCCGGAUGGUCCUCUGUCCAAGCGGUUCAAAACCAUGAGUCCCAGCCAGAUGAUUAUGCCAAAUGUCAUGGAGAUGAUUGCAGCUCUGGGACCAGGUCCGUCGCCGUACCCUUCCCUACCUCCACCACCAGGAGGCAGCAGUGGCAAUGAAUAUGGCAACCCGGGUAACACUUACCCCAGCCAUGGGAACUUCGAUUUCCCACAUGGCAACCCUGCCGGUACUUCUGUGAACGACUUCAUGCAUGGGCCCCAGUUGUCGCACCCUCCAGAUAUGCCCAACAGCCUUAUGACUCCUGACAAGCCUCUCAGCCACUCCAUGCCUGAUCAGAUGCCUCAUCCUGGCAGUACUGAUCAGUCCCAUAGUUCCAUGCAGCAAGGUUUGCACGCACUUCACCCCAGCAGCCAGUCAGGGCAACCAUUACAUCACAGUGGUCCUAGCCAGCAGCCCCGGCAACCCCAGCAGGCUGCUUCUAGCAACCAUCCACACAGUGAUCUGACCUUUCGCCCUUCCUCCACCUUGGAAGGUCAGGCUGGUGGUCAGGGAACGUCCGACAUGCCGGAACCCUCACUGGAUCUUAUUCCAGAAUUUACAAAUCCAGAUGAGCUUCUGUCCUACCUUGGCCCUCCUGACCUGCCCAGCAAUAGCAAUGAUGACCUCCUCUCACUCUUUGAGACCAACUGAAAGCCCGUCCCUUCACACAUCCUCACCUUGUAGCCGCACAAGAAGUCAAAACACCCUAUUCUGCAAGAGCUCAUACACUAGAUGAAAUGAUGCACUCCAGGCUCCUCUUCCUUCCAAGUUGGUCGUCUUGCACACUUGCAUUGACUGAAAGCAAUGUGGGCGGUGGGGGAGGAAGCUUGUUAGGUGGUGCUGCAGCUUCACUGGAAAUAAUCAUUUAUGAUCGUUUUUUUUAAAAAAAAAGAAAAACCAUGUAGCUUUAUCCAAUUGAUUUUUGCGAAUAAAUAGGAAGAAUUCCAUUGUGUAAAGAGUCCAGGCGCUAAAUUUGAGAAAACAACAAUGAAAGGCGGGAGGGAUUGUUUUUGUAGGCCGGUCCCCAUCACGCCCUUCUCCACCUUCCCAUUCCCCCAUCUCCAAUCCAAUAUACUAGAAGCAGCUCCUUCAUUCAGCAGCUCCAAUGAGAAUAGCAGAAGAUGGACUAAGAGGAGGGACGGACAUAAGAAAUUAUUUAGGUCAGAAUGCAACUAGAAAGCACAACAAUGCUGACCUGAAUGUCAAAUUACGAAUACAUGUAGAAAAACAGUGGAAGGGAAGUUAUUGCCUCUGUACCUGAAGAAACGUCUUCUCUUGCUGUCCAUUUUGGUACUUGUACAGAGAUUUUUCCUGUUUGUUCUUUUCUUUUCAUUUUGCAAUGUAAGGGACUGUUGGGCAGCCUGCAAGUCAAAUGCAAAUAUAUCCAUUCCUUGCAGUGUUUUAUUGCAAAGCACAGGUGACUCACUGGCAUUGUUGUGCCAAAUCUGCAUUCUAUCCAUACCGGGAGAAUCAUUAAAAGAUCUCGAUGUUUGCGGCUCGGUCUCAAAAGAAAAGUGUCAGUCUUACAAUAACGAGCAGCAGAGGCAGCAAAUAUUGGACAACUUGUUGGAGCACACAGGUUUGUGAGCUGGGUAAGGCCCACCGCCGGAAAAGUUGCGAACCCUAACAGUCAGUGGCAGAAGACAUCUGCAACAUUUUCCUGGUUUGUGUUUUCCUUUACAGACUGUUACACAUCCUGGGAGCCACAACCAUUGUCUUGCACCAGUGAUGCUUUCUCCUUUUACCACACUGACACCUCAUGAGCACCACACCUCUUCAGCCCUCAUUUUAUGCUGAUAUACCUUUCUCGAACUGUGAUGUUCAAUAAUUUUAUGACAGGAUGAGGGAAGAAGAUGCCUGCAUGUGUGCACAACAACUACCCUGCACCUGCGCAGUCCAAAAACAGAUUGACCGUGUACUGGUUAAUAAACCCACCAUUGAACUGAACACACUGCGCCUCCCAAAAAGCCUGUACAAUUUUAAUCUGCGACACUACCUGUGCUACACAAUUGCAAUUGCCAGAGGGAUUUGUUGUGUUUCCAGUUAGUUUUUAUUACCUUGUUUUUUUAUUAUUAUUAUUAUUAAGCUGAUCCCUUUUCCUUUUCAAUGUGCAACAAAAUGAUUUGAACCAAGCUUGCCACUGGAAGUUUGGACAAUGCUUUCAUCACCAAAGUCACUUGUUUAUUUUCUCUACAUUUUGCUCCUCCUAGAAGACAAAAUCUGAUCCAUCACUGCUGUAUGUGCAUAGUUAUGUAUGCUAGUUACCAGUACUCAGCUGUAGAUAUUAAAAUGAAUGGCUAUUUGCCUUUGCUAGUAGCAGUAUUGAAUCUGUAAUCGUCAUGUAGAAAGUUGCCAAGUAAUUGAAUACAUUUGAGGUUCUUUUACCCUGUCUCUCAAGUUAAAGGCGAUGUUCAGUAUGCAAAUUGAUUAUUUUAAAAUGCUAUUGUAAAUACCUUUGUGAAUAUUUUAGUAACGUCUUUGAUAAUAUUCAACAUUUUCCAUGAUCAGAUUGGUUGUCUUUUUCUGUGGUUUUUAAAUUGUGGGCCCGCUUUCAAAGAGGAUUCCUCUGCAGAGUAGAGGAGCAUUCUCCACCCUGACCCAAAAACUAAACCCAUAAAAAUUACAAAUAAGAGUGUUCCCCUCCUUUUCCAAGCCUCUAGACUCUCGUGUGUGUGUGUGUGUGUGUGUGUGUGUGUGUGCGCGCGCUCUCCAUUAAGUGGGAGAGAGAACACAAGCCACGAGUACAGGACAGUUCAUUUCUGUUAAGUGAAUAAUAUAUUUCAUUUGCUGGGAAUAUUAGCAAUUUAAUUACAAGUUUUGACACUCGGUUCUUAGAAUCCUUUUCAUUGUAAGGGAAGUUUCUAAAUGCAACCUCUUCUUCAGUGGUUGUUUUUAAACGUUAAACAAAUUUGACAGGACGUGAGCUGUAAACAUUGUUUAAUGUGUAUAAUUAAAAAGUACACACUUGGCAGGAAUUUAUAACUGCAAAGUUUGUUAAAUGGGCAAGGAUCACAGAUAGAGGAGAGGAAGGGGGUUAUUGUUUUAGGAUUUUCACUUAACAGAAAUAUCAUAUAAAUGGAUUUGAGUAUAUGUUAUCUGGACAGGGAUGUUGGAUAGUUCCUGGAAUGUUCGAUUACAAAAUGUUGACCUGUGUCACAUUCUUCUGAUUUGGGACCUCUGUGUAAUUUGCACCUAUAUUGAAGCAACAUGAGCUUAGAGGGUGGCACACAUCACCAAACAAUUAGCUGUAAGUGUGAAUUGACACUGAGAGGAUCACCAGCUUUGGGGUUGAGUUGACCUGGAGGCAAAUGGUAAUUUUCUGCUCCCGUUCUCUAGUCCUGGCUUCUGCUUGUGUGGAUAGAAUGAGGCUAAUUUCUGUAACCCCGUUUUUAGUUUCUUCCCAUUUUAAGAGCAGCCGGUCCCUUGGUCUGGCAAGGUACUGGUUCAUAACUGGGAACUUGUUUGUUUGAAACAGCUGCGACAAAACACAUAGGAUAAGUGAAGAGUAUCCAAUGACAAACAAUGCACUGCCAAUGUAUUUUUCCCGAAAAAAAAAUGUUCUAACAUGUUAUAAUGUUAUUUUAAAACAAAAGAAAAUUGCUGGUGGGUGAGCACCGGCAUGUUCGGUGUUGAUUUUUUUCUAAGAGCUGUUUCACACGUCCAGUUCCCAUGUUUUUAUGACAGUCACUGUGGAACCCUGGCUGGGAAGGAACCUCGGUGAUCUUUGAAUCCCUGCCCAGACUUCUGUAAGGACAAAGCAGAUACCAUCGUCUAAGGCAGGGACUAAGGGACAUGUGUACAUAUGUAAAUGACAAAGGGAGACAUGUUCAAUGUAAAGAGAAGUGUGUUCAUUUUCCAGAAAUGUGCAUUGUCUCAACAAGCUUGCAAUCCAUCAGAAGUGACUGUGUGGAAAAUGAAUACUGUUUGUUAUCUUUCGUGAAGUUUCAGCAUUCAUUCACUCUGUAAUAUACUCUGAUCCUUCAAAAGAAACCUUUGUUUUACCUACGUGUAAUAUUUAGCUUCAGUGUAUUAUCUAGUAGAUCACCUGCAUAUUUUUAAGGUGCUACAAAAUUAAUGAAGAAAAUGAGGGGUUAAAAAAAGAUUGUAACCAAAUUCAUAGUUUGUACAAUUUUUGAUAUCAUGAUCAUUCAAGAAUUCAAAAAGGGUACAGUCUCUGUGUCACAUGCAGAAAUGGCCAUUGUUUUUUUUUCUGUUUGUACAUUGUAUGUACAAUGCAAUCAUUUCAUACUUUAAACUGGUCAGAAAACUAAUUGUGAUUUUUAGUCUUGCAAACUGUAUGUAGUUAGAUGAUGUGACAACCUAAUAUUUAUCUAAUAAAUAUGUAUUCAGAUGAAA